Condylura cristata (star-nosed mole) is the source of this 2503-nucleotide messenger RNA. It is a transcript of the gene BEND3, whose product is annotated as BEN domain containing 3. Gene Ontology annotation, cellular component: heterochromatin. Gene Ontology annotation, biological process: rDNA heterochromatin formation. The transcript is spliced from 3 exons. Gene Ontology annotation, molecular function: DNA binding. The coding region runs from base 1 to 2484 and encodes 827 amino acids. Lineage: Eukaryota; Metazoa; Chordata; Mammalia; Eulipotyphla; Talpidae. The record is from RefSeq and is a predicted model, not a curated record.
AUGAACUCAACUGAUUUCAGUGAAGAUAUAGAAGAAGUUCUAAAAAAUAACAUUGUGAAAGUGGAGACGGAGGCUGAAGAUGCUGCCCUGGAUUGCUCGGUGAACUCCAGGUCUGAGAAACACCCUUUGGACACUGUGUUCACUGCCCUUCAUGACUCCAGCAAGCGAAAGCAGCCGAGCAGCGACAGCCAGGCCGACUCGGUCCCCAGCGUGAAGCGGAGGCGACUGAUUCCUGAGGCACUCCUAGCAGGCAUGAGGAACCGGGAGAAUAGCUCUCCUUGCCAGGGCAACGGAGAACAGGCCGUCAGGGUGAAGAUCUUGGGCCCUGUGUGGCCAAGUGAGGAGGAGCCUUGCAAUGAUGUGACCAUCCCGUCCUACAAGAAGCCUCUGUAUGGCAUCUCACACAAAAUCAUGGAGAAGAAGAACCUUUCCGCAGGGGAUGUGCUCAACACAUACGAGCUCUUUGAGAAGGCAAACCCCAGCAACAGCCCCUCACCCCUGCGGCUGCUGAACGAGCCGCAGAAACGGGACUGUGGCAGUGCCGCAGCGGCCACUGAUGGGGAUCCCAACAUCUACUUUCUGAUCCAGAAGAUGUUCUACAUGCUCAACACACUCUCCUCCAACAUGUCCCAGCUGCACAGCAAGGUGGACCUGCUCUCCCUGGAGGUGAGUCGCAUCAAGAAGCAGGUUAGCCCCACAGAGAUGGUGGCCAAGUUCCAGCCACCCCCAGAGUACCAGCUCACGGCUGCAGAGCUCAAGCAGAUCGUGGACCAGAGCCUGUCUGGGGGUGACCUGGCCUGCCGCCUGCUGGUGCAGCUCUUUCCCGAGCUCUUCAGUGAUGUGGACUUCUCCCGGGGCUGCAGUGCCUGCGGCUUUGCAGCCAAGCGGAAGCUGGAGUCGCUGCACCUGCAGCUCAUCCGCAACUAUGUGGAGGUCUACUACCCCUCAGUGAAGGACACGGCCGUGUGGCAGGCGGAGUGCUUGCCGCAGCUGAACGACUUCUUCAGCCGCUUCUGGGCCCAGCGGGAAAUGGAGGACAGCCAGCCUGGGGGCCAAGUUGCCACCUUCUUUGAGGCUGAGCAGGUGGACCCUGGCCACUUCCUGGAUAACAAGGACCAGGAGGAGGCCCUGUCUCUGGACCGGAGCAGCACCAUCACCUCAGACCAUGUUGUGGACACCCAGGACCUCACCGAGUUCCUGGAUGAAGCCUCGUCGCCCGGCGAGUUCGCGGUCUUCCUUCUCCGCCGGCUCUUCCCCGAGCUCUUCAAUCACCGGAAGCUGGGGGAGCAGUACAGCUGCUACGGGGACGGCGGCAAGCAGGAGCUGGACCCGCAGCGGCUGCAGAUCAUCCGCAACUACACGGAGAUCUACUUCCCGGACAUGCAGGAGGAGGCGGCCUGGCUGCAGCAGUGCGCCCAGCGCAUCAACGACGAGCUCGAGGGCCUGGGCCUGGACGGGGGCAGCGAGGGCGAGCCCCCGCGGGACGACUGCUAUGACUCCUCCAGCCUGCCCGACGACAUUUCCGUGGUCAAGGUGGAAGACAGUUUCGAGGGUGAACGGCCGGGCCGGCGCUCCAAGAAGAUCUGGCUGGUGCCCAUAGACUUCGACAAGCUGGACAUCCCGCAGCCCGACUUCGAGGUGCCGGGCGCAGACUGCCUGCUCACCAAGGAGCAGCUGCGCAGCAUCUACGAGAGCAGUCUCUCCAUCGGCAACUUCGCCUCACGCCUGCUGGUGCACCUCUUCCCCGAGCUCUUCACCCACGAGAACCUGCGCAAACAGUACAACUGCAGCGGCUCCCUGGGCAAGAAGCAGCUGGACCCGUGCCGCAUCAAGCUCAUUCGCCACUACGUGCAGCUGCUCUACCCCCGGGCCAAAAACGACCGCGUCUGGACGCUGGAGUUCGUGGGCAAACUGGACGAGCGCUGCCGGCGCCGGGACACGGAGCAGAGGCGCUCCUACCAGCAGCAGCGCAAAGUGCACGCGCCGGGCCCCGAGUGCAGAGACGCGGCAAGCUAUGCAGUCAACCCCGAGAGGUUCCGAGAGGAAUUCGAGGGGCCCCCGCUGCCCCCGGAAAGAAGCAGUAAGGACUUCUGCAAGAUCCCCUUGGACGAGCUGGUGGUCCCCUCGCCCGACUUCCCGGUGCCUUCCCCCUACCUGCUCUCAGACAAGGAGGUGCGCGAGAUCGUGCAGCAGAGCCUCUCGGUGGGCAACUUCGCCGCCAGGCUCCUCGUCCGGCUCUUCCCCGAACUCUUCACGGCCGAGAACCUCCGGCUGCAGUACAACCAUUCUGGGGCCUGCAACAAGAAGCAGCUGGACCCCACGCGGCUGAGGCUCAUCCGCCACUACGUGGAAGCUGUGUACCCGGUGGAGAAGAUGGAGGAGGUGUGGCACUACGAAUGCAUCCCCAGCAUUGACGAACGGUGCCGCCGCCCCAACAGGAAAAAAUGCGACAUCUUGAAGAAAGCCAAGAAAGUGGAAAAGUGACGGGCACCCUGGGACUGAG